Molecule: messenger RNA, 2182 nt
Organism: Protopterus annectens (West African lungfish)
Lineage: Eukaryota; Metazoa; Chordata; Ceratodontiformes; Protopteridae
Gene: IDH3B
Product: isocitrate dehydrogenase (NAD(+)) 3 non-catalytic subunit beta
Exons: 12
Coding region: 237-1394 (385 amino acids)
Biological process (GO): isocitrate metabolic process; tricarboxylic acid cycle
Cellular component (GO): mitochondrion
Molecular function (GO): magnesium ion binding; NAD binding; oxidoreductase activity, acting on the CH-OH group of donors, NAD or NADP as acceptor
Source: RefSeq, a predicted model, not a curated record
AUACAAAUACAAAUGUAGAUAUGCAUUAACCCACAUUUUUUUAUGACUAGGAAGAGUCAGUAUUGUCAGCUUAAGAUAAGUCACUGAUAAGAUCAGUCACAAAACUAUACGCCGCAACACGAAUCAAGCAAAUUCAAGGUCAUUUGAAAAUUCAGCCUCUAUCUUCUAGCUCACUUAUUUACUGUCACCCGGAAACAAUUUUAUGCAGGUUGGCUAGGUCGCAGUUCAUCAGCAACAUGGCAGCCUCCACCACCAGGUUAUUUUCUGUUUUUCGUAAGGGACUUGGUUUUCCAUUACAUUAUACCACGCCAAGGACAUUUGCAACAUCUACCACUAUUCAGCAAAUAUCCAAGAAUAACCAGCUUGAACCUACAAAACCUGAUGGUGUCUUCCAUGUUACUAUGAUCCCUGGAGAUGGUGUUGGACCAGAACUCAUGCACGCGGUUCGGGAAGUAUUUAAGGCUGCUGAUGUUCCAGUGGAAUUUGAUGUCUUUCACCUGAGUGAAGUGCAAAACAUGGCAUCUGAAGAAAGGCUGGAAGAAGUACUGAAUUCUUUGAAGGCCAACCGAGUUGCUAUUAAAGGUAAGAUCAACACACCGAUGGAGUACAAGGGAGAGCUGGCAUCUUAUGAUAUGAGACUCAGACGUAAGUUGGACCUGUUUGCAAAUGUUGUUCAUGUUAAUAGCCUGCCAGGGUACAAAACCAGGCAUAACAACUUGGAUCUGGUUAUCAUUCGGGAACAAACUGAAGGCGAAUACAGUUAUAUGGAACAUGAAAGUGUGAAGGGUGUGAUUGAGUGCCUAAAAAUUGUCACACGAGAAAAAUCCCGCCGCAUUGCCAAGUUUGCUUUUGACUAUGCUACCAAGAAAAGACGUUCCAAGGUGACCGCAGUCCACAAAGCAAAUAUUAUGAAGUUGGGAGAUGGCCUUUUUCUACAGUGCUGUGAAGAGGUAGCUGAAUUGUACCCCAGAAUUCAGUUUGAGACCAUGAUCAUUGACAACUGCUGCAUGCAGCUUGUCCAAAAUCCUUACCAGUUUGAUGUUUUGGUGAUGCCAAAUCUGUAUGGUAAUAUCAUCGACAAUUUGGCUGCUGGAUUAGUUGGGGGAGCUGGCGUAGUGCCUGGAGAGAGCUAUAGUUCAGACUAUGCUGUCUUUGAAACUGGUGCCCGACAUCCAUUUGCCCAUGCUGUGGGGAGGAAUAUAGCAAAUCCUACUGCCAUGUUAUUGUCAGCCUCAAAUAUGCUUCGACAUCUCAACUUGGAACACCACUCUCACAUGAUUUCGGAGGCAGUUAAGCGAGUGAUUAAAUUGGGAAAGGUUCGAACUGCUGAUAUGGGUGGAUAUGCUACUUCUGAUGAGUUUACUCGUGCUGUGAUUUCCAACAUAAGUUAUUAAGUUAUCCAUCUGAACAGCUUACUAUUUUGUUAAUCUUGCAUUUGUUAGAUUUAUCAUAUUUCUAUACUUCUGUGACAUUUGUUGGUCAUUUUCUGCUAAAAAAUGUAGCUGUAUUAAAUGUGGACACUGAUGGAGACUAUUUGUUAGUAUUGUGGCUACAGCAACAUGCCUGACGGUUUUAUACAUUGUGACAGUGUUGCCCUUUCUUUGACUGAAUGAUGCCAGCCACUGCACCUAGUAACACAGGUGAACUGUUAGAACCAUUGCUUCUUUUGUGUAACUAUACAAGGCAGGCAUAUUUCUGAAUGCUGGAAGUGAGGAAACCACAGAUUAGGAUCAUGCAUUAUAGGGGAAGAAUCACACCAGUAAUGUAUAUGCAGUGUUCCUUGUGUGGUUCUAAUAUUAUACUCAUCUACAAAGGCAGACUAAUAUAUUAGUAGCUCAAGGGUUGACGGCUUUGUUCUGGCCUGUAGUCACUGUCUCUGGAGGCUGGAUGUUCUACUUGUGUCAAUAUGAGCUUUUAAUAGGUACUUUGGUUUCAUCUGACCUCCCAAAAUAUAUUUGGUUGAUUGGCUACUUUAACCUGUCCAUAUAUUUUGAACUUACUCAUGCAUAUGUAACAUACGUCAUUGCUAAAAAAAAGAUUCUAAGUGGAGCCAGUUCAUGUAGUCAGUCAACAGAAAAAAUGUUAAUAAAAUGGUGGAUAGAUGAAAUGGUGUUCAGUUAGAAUACUUAAAUUAAAAUGUUAUACUCUGUAAGCCUGCCUAAUAAAAAUAGAGUGGAAUACA